UUAUUUUAAACCUUAAUACCCUUGUUGGACCAGAGAAGGUUAAGGAUGCCUAAGUCCAGGCUGGAAAGAGGAUCCCAAUUUAGGCUGGUCUCAUAUUCGAGGGGAUGGUUCAAAGUGUGCAUCCCUCCCUCUCUCUCUCUGUUUGCGCUCUGUCCGCAGUCAGAGGCAUCUGGAAUCAGUGCGGACCAGAAUACCUCUCCCUUUUCAUUAUUAAUACGAUACAAACAGAGCAGUCAGUGAUACAGCUGCUCACUGCUGAAACAUCCACGGAGAGGUUCAACUUUUUUUUUCCCAGCACCAAGUGGAAGAAAACUCUGCACUGGAACUGGGAUCCCUGGUAGUAUUGGCUCUCAAAGGGAACAAACUACUUUGAUUUUAUAAUGAAAUUUCAGCAGCUAUAGUCAAGAUUAAAUAACCGGAUACCUCAGGAGAUCCAGAAAAACAGGUUAUCCUCGCAGUCCGUGCAGGAACAUUAUGGAAAUAUUGGAGUGAUUUCUGUUCCUCGGGGCGGAGGGGGGUUUGCUGCUGCUGCUGCGGGGCAGUGUUAUUUUCCCACACGGACCGGGGCUGAUCCGAGGGCAGAGGGGAGCUAAAUGCGGCUGACUGGCGACCCUGCAGCGGGAACCAUGAACAGCAGCGGGUCUGGCAACUUUCUGCUGGUCCCCAUACCGGAGUAUCCCCUGCUGGACUGUGUGCCCAACAAGACGGUGAAGAUCGUGGUGCUGGGGGCGAGCAACGUCGGGAAAACCGCUCUGAUUGUCAGGUUUCUGACCAAGAGGUUCAUCGGGGAUUAUGAAGCAAACACCGGAGCGCUCUACUCCCGAAAGGUCACGCUGGAUGGGGAGGAAGUGUCACUUCAGAUCCAGGAUACUCCCUGCGUCGCUCUCCAGGAUGAUGCUGAGGGCCUGUACUGCCAGGAGCAGAUCAACAGGUCGAUCUACUGGGCGGACGGUUACGUGCUGGUUUUCUCCAUCACUGACCACAACAGCUACCGAACCAUCCAGCCGCUCUACCAACACGUCAGACGCAUACACCCCUCUGGAAACAUUCCUGUUAUACUGGUUGGCAACAAGAGCGACCUGCUCCGCGCCCGACAAGUGCCUGCAGACGAAGGCGAGACGUUAGCGGCUUCGUUAGGGGGAGUUUACUUUGAGGCCUCGGCCAGAGAGAACCACGAAGGAGUCCACGCCGCCUUCCUACAUCUCUGUCAGGAGGUGAUCCGAGCACUGGGAGGAGGUAACGGGGAGAAGAGGAGAGGAGGCCUCCACCUGGCCAGACCCAAAUCUCCCAACAUGCAGGAGCUGAAGAGGAGGUUCAGGCAGGUCCUGUCCUCCAAGGUCAAGUCAUCCACGACUCUCUGAUCACAGGGCGGAUCAGGCAGGCGCAGGGCAAGGAUAAAGAGCUUCCUUGGAAAAAUAAAAGUUGUGGAUUUUUCUAUCAUGGAAGGAAGUAGUCAUCCUCGGAUGAAUGGAUGAAGACAAAGACCAAAUGGAGCUUUCUGGCAGCUGAGCUCUUCUCUGUGUUUUGGACGAGAGUCAACGCGAUCAACGCGAGGAUGCUGCUCAAAGCCGACACGGUCAAAGACUGCUAAACAAACAGCAUGUGUUGUGUCAGGAACUUGGCAUGUUUACCAUGAUGGAUAUUGAAUUUGUCCGCAAACAUCAUUGUGAACCUCUCGACGUAUUAGGAGCCCAAUCCUUGAAACACUGACACCAUUCAUGUCUCAGUUUUCUUGAGGCUGGAAAAUCACUCUCAGUGAAUUUAAUGCAUUAAAAUCAAUAAAGAAUUAUUGAUUUCACCCUGUCAGUCAAAGAAAAAGCAGAUGUCACUUGUCAUGUAAUGUCUCUUAUUUCAGGCUCAACAUUUUUACUUUUUCAUUUAUGUUGGUUUUAAUUUAGCUUUAGUCUUUUUAACUAGAUGAUGAGUUAAAAGAUUUACAAUUCAGGCUCAUUCAUUCAUUCAUUCAUUCAUGUGAGACCGAUGCCAGAUCUGAACUUCGCUGAUACGAAAGAAAUGAAAGGCGAGUCUCUGGCCUCUCUGUUGCAGAGUUCUAAUGAAGAAAGUAGUCUGAACCAAAACAGGAAAUGACCCAAAGACGUAAGGGUUCAAGGCUAUACACCGAGACAAAUGCUGACAUUUGACAGCCGGAAAUGAAGCCUGGUUUAACAGAAAAACAGAGCAGAGGGGUGGGAAGCCGAUGGCUGCCGAUAAUAAAAAUGCAAUCAGACUGACAUUUUAUUUUCUGUUGAUUUGGCAUCAGACUUGGAUUUAUUGCAUGAUUUAUACUGCCAAAAUAAACACUAAAGUUAAACUUAAUUGACAAAUAGUUUUCAGUGUUAUCCAGAGACUGAAUCUGAAUUAUAAUGUUUAAGCAAAUUUGUAAUGAAAAAUAAACAUAAUAGCAGUCUACUAAGCCUUUUUUUGUGAAAUCUGUUAAAGGCAACCAUUUUGAAAAUUACCAUAAAAAGGGUAAUUUCAAGUUUAUUGUCAUUAGAAUUGAGCUAAAAUAAUUCAUAUUCAAAUUACAGAGUACAGAGAUGUCAUACAUCUUGGGCACACAAAUGGAAAGUGACGUUCAAAUUUGAUUACAUCAUUUCAUUUUAAUAUUGGCAGCCACAGUCUUCCAUACGUUUCAGCUGUUUCAUGUGUUUCAGCUGAUACGAACAGCGGAGUUUGUUAAUUCUUUCCUAAAGUUACGGAAACGGUCAUCAGGUUUGUUUCAUCUUCCCAGCUUCAUCCCCGAAAAUCUUUAUAAUCUGGCAGGAUGAGAAGAUGCCAAAACUCUAUCCAAUAAACAACAUACCCGAGAAUCCAUGUGACUCUCAUUCACGAGCCCCGGUUUGCUUGUGACCGUGACAAAGUAAGCUUUUCCACCAUAACUCAGCCCCUCCAAAC
Molecule: messenger RNA, 2895 nt
Organism: Seriola aureovittata
Lineage: Eukaryota; Metazoa; Chordata; Actinopteri; Carangiformes; Carangidae
Gene: rasl11a
Product: RAS-like, family 11, member A
Exons: 8
Coding region: 594-1361 (255 amino acids)
Molecular function (GO): GTP binding; GTPase activity
Source: RefSeq, a predicted model, not a curated record